This is a messenger RNA of Protopterus annectens (West African lungfish), 2856 nucleotides long. RefSeq names its product guanylate-binding protein 1-like. The transcript is spliced from 11 exons. The record is from RefSeq and is a predicted model, not a curated record. Gene Ontology annotation, molecular function: GTPase activity; GTP binding. Lineage: Eukaryota; Metazoa; Chordata; Ceratodontiformes; Protopteridae. The coding region runs from base 148 to 2010 and encodes 620 amino acids.
GUAACCAUUCCCCCCUCCGCCAGUUAUUUCCAACUCGUGCUCAGGGCAGCAGACACUAAGUAUACCGGUGGUGACAGUCGUGUUGUUUUCUUCUCCAGCCUACGCUAAGUUUACAGCCUUUGAAGCUUUUACCAGCUGUCUAUCAACAUGGAUAAGCCAAUCUGCUUGAUUGAAAACAAUACCUCUGGGGAUCUACAGGUGAACCUGGAAGCUUUGAAUAUCCUAUCAGAAAUACGACAACCUGUGGUCGUGAUAGCUAUUGUGGGGCUGUACCGGACUGGAAAGUCAUAUCUGAUGAACAAACUGGCUGGGAAACAGAGAGGCUUUUCUUUGGGUUCGACUGUAGAGUCACACACCAAAGGGAUCUGGAUGUGGUGUGUUCCACACCCCAAAAAACAGGACCACACUCUUGUUUUGUUAGACACAGAGGGACUCGGAGAUGUGCAGAAGGGUGAUGUGAAAAAUGACUGCUGGAUUUUUGCCCUGGCUGUCUUGUUGAGCAGCACAUUUGUAUACAACAGUAUGGGCACUAUUGACCAAAAUGCCUUGGAUCAACUGUAUUUGGUUACUGAGUUAACAGAACUCAUAAAAGUGAAAUCUUGUGAACAUGAAAUCGAUGAUGAUUCUUGUCAUUUUGCUCGAUUCUUCCCUGCAUUUGUCUGGAGUGUGCGUGAUUUUACUCUGGAGCUGAAAGUCAAUGGGAGCCCCAUAACUGAAGAUGAGUACCUGGAACAUGCCCUCACUUUAAAGCCAGGUUGCAGUAAAAAGAUCCAAAAUUACAACUUUCCUAGGGAGUGUAUAAGAAAUUAUUUUCCUAGUCGGAAGUGCUUUGCCUUUGAACGUCCUGUUGCCAGUGCAGACAAACUGAGGAUAAUAGAAACACUUAAUGAGGAUGAACUUGAACCACCAUUUCUGGAGAAGACACAGAAAUUUUGUCAACACAUCUUUGAGACUGCAAGAACCAAAACUUUACAGGGUGGCCAUAUUGUGUCAGGGACAUUGCUAGGUAAUUUGGCUAAAACUUAUGUGGAUACAAUCUGUAGUGGUGCGAUCCCAUGCAUGGAGAAUGCAGUUACUGCACUUGCACAGAUUGAAAAUUCUGCAGCAGUGAAGCAAGGCCAUGAACACUACAUGAAGGAGAUCGAAAGACGGACAAAGUUCCCAACAGCAACAGCUGAGGAGUUUUCAGAUGUGCAUACAGCUUGUGAGAAGGAGGCUAUUCAAAUUUUUAUAAACCGGUCUUUUAAGGAUGAUGACCGGAAAUGCCAGGGGGAGCUUAUGCGUGUUAUACACCUGAGCUAUGAGCAGUUCCAUCAGCGAAAUGAGCAGGAAUCUGCCAACUUGUGCACUCAAGUAAUUAUUGAUGUUUCCCGGUCACUGGAAGAGCAAAUUACUGCUGGUUAUUAUUCCAGACCGGGAGGAUACCAAUGCUUCAUAGAGGAUCAAAAGAGAGUGGUAGCUGAUUACAAGGCCUUCCCUGGAAAAGGAAUAAAGGCUGAUGAAAUUCUCAACAAUUUUCUGAACGGUAAAGAAGCAGUUGCACAAGCAAUUCUACAAACUGAUAAAACUCUCUUAGAAAAAAAUAAGGAGAUUGAAGCUGAACGAGUGAAAAAAGAGGCUAUAGAGCGGGAUAUGGUAGUCAUGAAACAGAAAGAAGAAGCUUUACAACAAAAUAUUUUGGCUCAACAGAGGAGCUAUGAGGAGAAUAUCCAACAACUGAAGAUAAAGAUGGAAGAAGAUAGGAUAAAACUGCUGGAAGAGCAGGAAAGAGUUAUGGAUUCAAAACUAAAGGAACAGAAUGCCCUACAGGAAAAGAAUUUCUUGGAAAAAGCUAAUAGAAUGAAUGCAGAGAUUGAGAAUCUUCGGCAAGAAAAAGCAAAGACUGAAUCACAGUCAUGGGUUUCAGCAGCAUUGGAAACUGUGGGAACUAUUGCCACAGUUGCACUACCAGGAUGGGGAAAGCUUGCUGGAGUUGCCCCAUUAAUACUUUCAAAAUUUGUGAGAAACUGAAUAUUUGCACUGCCUAGUUUACAUUUCCUGUUAGUAUACCACAUAUCUCUGAUAUUGCUUUAGAUAUGCUGUCCCUUCUAAACUGUUGUAACAGGGCACUGUUUUAGAACAUUUAGAAAUAACAAAUAAUUGCGUUACUUGUUUUAUGUGUUAUAAGUUUCUCCAGAAAAUACGAACUCAGUUUGUAAACUGCUCAUUUGCAAAUGACCAAGUUGUAAGUAAAAGUGGAUCAUUAAUGAUAGGAUAGUUAAACAGUAGAUUAAUAUUUUUUUCUAAAUGUCAGUCUACAAGUUCUGAACUGCUAUCACUCAGUAAAUAUUGCAGUGUGUGCAAUUUAAGUCCCUGAAAACAUAAUAUGCAUAUGAGGUGCACAUAAAGGAUCGAGUGUGGCAUGUGGAAAGGGACAUUUGAAAACAAUACAGAAUACAUUAAUAAACAAUACAGACAUAGAGUAACAUUGUAGAGUGUCAUUUGAUUCAGAGGAAAUAAUUUAGUUUUAAUAAGCAGUGGGAAAAGGGUUGCAUAUCACGGUGGAUGGGAGAGAAGUACCAUUAUCUGACAGAAGGGGUAGCAGGAAGCAGGGCUUGUCCUAGUGCUUCUUUUUGAUGGGAUUAAGGACCAAGAAAGGCAUAAUAGUAUCAACAAGAGUGCCAGGAAAAAGAAUAAGUUGGCUUACCAAGGAGGGAAAUAUAAAGGAUAAAGCCGAGAUAAAGAACUAGUAUAUCAUUGAAUAGUAGGGGACGCUCCCUGAACCAAAGCUAAAACAGCAAGGUAGGAUCUAAAAUGGGGAGGCUGCCCAUAGGGGGCAGAAAGAGAAAGAGAAUCUAGAAUAAAUAAUGCUUUGGU